GCGGCGGCGGAAAAACAGAACCUCUGGAAUGGAUGGACUCUUCCCGAGCAGCUUUGCUAACUUGCAGCAGCUGAGCAAUGUUCCUCAUUAAUAUCUGUCUGUCAGCAUAAUCGUCACAUCAUUUCACUCUGGUGGCAGGGACUCAGCUCUGAAUUCUGUAUAGAAAAAGCACCUGGAUCCCAGUCUUUCAAUGGCUUCGAGACAACCAGAAGUGCCUGCUCUUGAGCCUAGUGGGCCUCUAGGCAAGAUGUCCCUGCCCAUCGGGAUGUACCGCUGGGCAUUCAGCUAUGAUGAUGCCCUCGAGGACCCUACGCCCGUGACUCCUCCUCCAUCGGACAUGGGCAGCAUCCCCUGGAAGCCAGUGAUUCCAGAGCGCAAGUAUCAGCACCGCGCCAAGGUGGAGGAAGGAGAGGCCAGCGUCUCAUCCCGUGCCCUGCCAUCGGCCAUUGAUGGUACGGACAAGGCCCCCGUGGUGAAGGCUAAAGCUACCCAUGUCAUCAUGAGUUCUCUGAUCACAAAACAGACCCAGGAGAGCAUUCAGCGUUUUGAGCAACAGGCAGGGCUGAGAGAUGCUGGCUACACACCCCACAAGGGCCUUACCACCGAGGAGACCAAGUACCUUCGAGUGGCAGAAGCACUCCAUAAACUAAAGCUCCAGAGCAGAGAGAUAACAAGAGAGGAGAAGCAGCCGGCCUCCACCCAGUCCACCCCAAGCAGCAGCCCCCACUCGUCCCCUAAGCAGAAGCCCAGAGGCUGGUUCACUUCUGGUUCUUCCACAGCCUUACCUGGCCCCAAUCUUAGCACCAUGGAUUCUGGAAGCGGGGAAAAAGACAGAAGCUCGGCAGAUAAAUGGAGCCUCUUUGGACCAAGAUCCCUCCAGAAGUCUGAUUCAGGAGGUUUUGCCAUCCAGGCCUACAAAGGAGCCCAGAAGCCUUCUCCAAUGGAACUGAUUCGCACGCAGGCCACCCGAAUGGCCGAGGAUCCAGCAGUGUUCAAGCCACCCAAAAUGGACAUCCCAGUGAUAGAAGGGAAGAAACAGCUGCCGCGGGCCCACAAUCUAAAACCGCGGGACUUGAAUGUUCUCACACUCACUGGCUUCUAGAGCUCUUUCUGUUCCAGGGACUCUGGAUAGAGGUGUCUUGAGCCCAGCUCCCCUUUACCUUGGUUCUGACAUAGGAAAAGUUUUGUUUUCUCUUUUUAAAAAUCUCUCAAACUGAGGCUAGAGCUGGAGACAUAAUUGGUUUUUGAGAAACAUUAGUGCAAAGCUUGUCCUUGUGUGGAAGAAGCCAUUUUGUACUGCUUUAAUUUAAAGUUAGACUAAACCUCAGCAGUGAUGUAUGGGGACCUCAUUAACUAUUUUUGUAUCAUUUACCCUACACAAGAACUUUGAUCAUUACUUACUAGGUAAAUAAUAUUUGUGUUGUUCCAAAACCAAGGCUUCUUGAUUCCUUUACCACUGUCCACAUGCGCCUGGACAAAUCAUGGC
Mesoplodon densirostris (Blainville's beaked whale) is the source of this 1486-nucleotide messenger RNA. Its product is annotated as putative monooxygenase p33MONOX. The coding region runs from base 191 to 1102 and encodes 303 amino acids. The record is from RefSeq and is a predicted model, not a curated record. Lineage: Eukaryota; Metazoa; Chordata; Mammalia; Artiodactyla; Ziphiidae. The transcript has a single exon. Gene Ontology annotation, cellular component: cytoplasm.